Molecule: messenger RNA, 1565 nt
Organism: Dipodomys spectabilis (banner-tailed kangaroo rat)
Lineage: Eukaryota; Metazoa; Chordata; Mammalia; Rodentia; Heteromyidae
Gene: Ldhd
Product: lactate dehydrogenase D
Exons: 11
Coding region: 18-1469 (483 amino acids)
Biological process (GO): lactate catabolic process
Cellular component (GO): mitochondrion
Molecular function (GO): D-lactate dehydrogenase (cytochrome) activity; FAD binding; D-lactate dehydrogenase (NAD+) activity
Source: RefSeq, a predicted model, not a curated record
CCCGCUGCCGACGGGCCAUGGCCUUGCUCCGGGCCGCCACCUGGGGGCUGUUCCCCCGGAGGGGCUACUGCUCCCGGGGGUCGCAGGGCCAGCUCAGCCCGAGCUUCGUGGAGGCUCUGAAGAUAGUUGUGGGGGACCCCCACGUGUCCACCGCUGCCGCCGUCCGCGAGCACCAUGGGCAAGACGAGUCUGUGCACAGGUGCCAACCCCCCGACGCCGUGGUGUGGCCCCAGAGCGCGGAGCAGGUCAGCCGGCUGGCAGCCCUGUGCUACAGCCAGCGCGUGCCCAUGGUCCCUUUCGGCACGGGCACCGGCCUGGAGGGGGGCGUCUGCGCCGUGCAGGGCGGUGUGUGCGUGAACCUCACCCACAUGGACCGGAUCACCGAGCUGAACCCAGAGGACUUCUCGGUGGUGGUGGAGCCCGGGGUCACCCGGAAGGCCCUCAACGCUCACCUGCGCGACACUGGCCUCUGGUUCCCCGUGGACCCAGGUGCAGAUGCCUCUCUCUGCGGCAUGGCUGCCACCGGAGCCUCGGGCACUAACGCCGUGCGCUAUGGUACCAUGCGGGACAACGUGCUCAACCUGGAGGUGGUGCUGCCUGAUGGCCGGCUGCUCCACACUGCGGGGCAAGGGCGCCAUUUCCGGAAGAGUGCAGCUGGCUACAACCUCACAGGGCUCUUUGUGGGCUCUGAGGGGACCCUGGGCCUCAUCACAUCUGCCACCCUGCGCCUGCAUCCUGCCCCUGAGGCCACAGUAGCCGCCACCUGUGCUUUCCCCAGUGUCCAGGCUGCAGUGGACAGCACUGUGCAGAUCCUCCAGGCGGCAGUGCCUGUGGCCCGCAUUGAGUUCCUGGAUGAUGUUGCAAUGGAUGCCUGCAACAGAUACAGCAAACUGAACUAUCCUGUGGCUCCCACACUCUUCCUGGAGUUCCACGGCUCCCAGCAGGCACUGGAAGAGCAACGGCAGCGGGCAGAGGCGAUCAUUCAAGACAACGGAGGCUCCCAGUUCUCCUGGGCCCAUGAGGCUGAGGCACGCAAACAGCUUUGGACAGCACGCCAUAAUAUCUGGUAUGCACUCCUGGCUGCGUCUCCUGGCUGCAAGGGCUAUUCCACGGACGUGUGUGUGCCCAUUUCCCGGCUGCCUGAGAUCCUGGUGCAGGCCAAGGAGGAGCUGAAAGUCUCAGGACUCACAGGAGCCAUUCUUGGGCAUGUGGGUGAUGGCAACUUCCACUGCAUCCUGAUGAUCCACCCAGAUGAUGCUGAGGAGCUCCAUCGAGUCAAAGUCUUUGCCGAAGGACUGGGCAGGAGGGCACUGGCACUCCACGGGACGUGCACUGGGGAGCAUGGCAUUGGCAUGGGCAAGCGGCAGCUGCUUCAGGAAGAAGUUGGUGCUGUGGCCCUGGAGACCAUGCGGCAGCUCAAGGUCACCCUGGACCCCCUCGGCCUCAUGAACCCAGGCAAGGUGCUGUGAGAAGCUUCAAGUGCUUGGCCUACAAGCCUCCAGACCACAGAGCCCUUGUUCUGGAAGUUUCCUUUAAGCCUCCAAUUCUGCAAAGGAUGGACAGUG